This is a messenger RNA of Cynocephalus volans (Philippine flying lemur), 1362 nucleotides long. RefSeq lists its product as uncharacterized. The record is from RefSeq and is a predicted model, not a curated record. The transcript is spliced from 10 exons. Gene Ontology annotation, molecular function: tubulin binding. Bases 1 to 1362 code for a protein of 453 amino acids. NCBI's taxonomy places the organism in Eukaryota, Metazoa, Chordata, Mammalia, Dermoptera, Cynocephalidae. Gene Ontology annotation, biological process: centriole elongation; cilium assembly. Gene Ontology annotation, cellular component: centrosome; centriole.
AUGUUGACGGGUCACCUGGAGGCUGGGGAGGCGGCGGAGCCAAGCCACGCAGAGGGCCGGCGCCUGGGAGCUGGGGCCGACCCCGAGAAGACGGCCACCGCAGCCGGGGUCCCCAGGAAGGACGGCGGGGCCAGGGAGAUGGUGCGAUUACAGCAGCAGAUCAGCAGACUUCAAGAGGAGUUCAGGAGACACGAGUCUCGGUGGGCCGACGCUCACAGCAAACUCCAGAGCCAGAUAGACAUUUUGAUGAAACAGAACCUGGAGCUCCGAGAAGAACUGAGGGCUUCCGAGCUGCAGCGGCUGGAGGCCAGAGAGAAAUCUGCAGCCUUCCUUCCCGCGAGACGAGGAGCAGACACUCUGGUUAUGCUCCAGCCUUCCCGAACUCUGCAAGAACCGAGCGGCAGACCAUUCCCAGCAUUGGCUCCUGAUGUCGCCAUGCUCCAGGAGGACAAGCCAGAUGCCACUGAGAAUGUUGCUACUUUCCUGGUGAGGCUGCCCUGGCUGUCCCUGAAGCCUGUGGUGCUGGCUCACCAAGGCUCCCUGUCUCUCUUCACACGUCCAGUAGUCGAUUGUCGCAGGGAUCAGGAGUUUCUCUUGUCUGUCUCCAUCCUGGACCAGAAGCAGCUUCAGGGCCGGGAGGACGCCUUCUCACCUGUCCCUGUCCUGACCAGCAUAGUGCAGACCGACGAGCUCACCCGUUCUUCCCCAAGUGUUGCAGAGCCACAGACUCCUCCCAGAAAACCAGUAUCUUGUGGAGAAAUAGGACACCACGUGGACACUAAGAUGAAAAAGGAAGAAAUCCGAGAAAACCGACAGCCAGAUGGCAAGAAGGAGGAGCAGGAACUUAGCGACGGCUGUCAGAUCAUCGCCUUUCCCGACGGCACUGAGGAGACACGUGCUGAUAAGAAGACGACCGUCAUCAGGUUUUUUAAUGGUGACGUGAAGAAGAUCAAGCCAGAUCAGAGAGUGGUUUAUUACUCUGCGACGGCUCAGACAACACACACGACCUAUCCCAGUGGUUUGGUGGUCGUGCAGUUUCCCAACAAGCAGACAGAAAAAUUCCACCCUGAUGGCUCCAAAGAAAUCGUGUUUCCAGAUGGAACCGUGAAGCGUCUGCAGGGGGGACGUGAGGAGACCUUAUUUCCCGAUGGGACGACUGUGAGAGUGAACAGGAAUGGUGACAAAACCAUCCUGCUCAGCAAUGGGCAGAAGGAAAUCCACACGGCCCAGUUCAAGAGGAGGGAGCACCCGGAUGGCACCGUCAAGACCGUGUACUGCAGUGGCUGUCAGGAAAUCAAGGACGCCUCUGGGCGGGUGCGGAUCAGAGACGGGAUGGGAAAUGUCAUCCUGGACAGGAAGUAG